ACGCGAAAGCGAUUACGUAUUUAGCCCGCGACAAGCGUUUACAACAGUAAACCGUAGCAAACUCUUGCAGCGUGUGAUAUACCGGAGAGCAAAAAACUUGAAAUCUUAAUAACAUCCACAUUCAUUUGUUUCCUCCUCUGUUGGCGACCCCAGUUUCAGCUCAAAGGUAAGUUCAUUUUGCAACCGUUGGUAUACCUAACCGGCAACGUUUAGCCAACGUAGGCUAACGAGAUGCUAAUACAGCAACAAAACGCCACAUUAAUGAAUGAUGAAACCAGAGAGUUUAAAUGUGGCCAGUUAUUCAGCUUUUUGUCUUCACAAAGAAAUCAUUGCGUGUUGUAUUUAUAGAGGAGUGUAAAAAGUCUAAGCUGGACUUAAAUAUCUGGUAUAUUAAGUAUUAAAUAGCCCCUUAUAUCUAAGUGAUCAUGUGCCAAUAAAAGACCAUAACAUUUUAAAAGAGAUGAACCAGCAUCCAAGACUAUGAAUUAUCAUGGUUUAUAGUGUUGAUCUGUAUUUUGGUUUAAAAGGAGGGCGUUCAUGUUAUUAACUGUAAAGAUUAACAGCUUAAGGAGACAUGUUUACCUUGUACUACAAACGCAGCACAGUCAGUUGCUUCAUGUAAAAUAAAUCAACAUCCUAUCUUUAAUUUGAACAAAGUUAUGAUCCUUAAGCAGUUGUAAUUUCUUAGAUUGUGAUAAACAUAUUGGCUAAGCGGCUAGGACAGAGAUUUGCAUGUUAAACUACAGGGAUGCACCGAUCCGAUAUUUGGAUUGGAUACCGGCUCCGAUAUUGACAAUUUAACUUGAUCGGAUAUCGGAUGAAUGAUGCCGAUCCAGCAUUCCGAUCCAUUUUUUUUCUUUUAAUUAAUUUUUCUUGAAAUACAUGGAAGUCUUACUUCUUUUUGCUGUGUGCUAAUGUGCAAUUUGUUAUUUGUUAAUAAAAAUAUUACGUAAGUUAUAUCUGUGUUAAUUUGUUACCUUUUUUUUUAACAAGGCUUAUGUCAAGUCUGAUGCCUACACUCACAGGGCAAGGUAUACAGUUCAUUCAUUCAACAGUAGUAUUGGAUUGGUAUCGGAUAUUGGCCGUUACACUCAGCCCAGGUAUCGAUGUUGGAUUGGAUCGGAAAAAAAUGGAUCACUGCAUCUUUAGUAAUUUUGACGGGGGUUCCUUUUACAUUUUGUCCAGUUUGAAUAAUUGAGGGGGACAAAAUAUCAAAAACACCUUUUUAUGAUGAGGCACUCCAGCACACCACCAUAACCCACAAUCAUUUAAAGAUCAGUGUUGUAUUGGAUUACAUUUGAUUGAAUUGGACUGCUGGUUGAUGAUUUCAAAAGGUAUUCCUGUAGUUUAGGUAUUUCACAUGCCAACUCACUAUUUCACAGGACACUGAACCUUUAGUUGCUCCCAGUCAGUGGUGAGUAGAUUGGGUUUGUUAAACUGACAGUCCCUGCUGUAGCAUCCCCUGCCAUCAGUGUGUGAAUGCUGUGUGCAAGAGCACUUCGAGUGGUCGGAGAAACUAGAGCAGAUUUAUAGAGGUACAUGUCUUCUAACCAUUUCCAUAACCUUAUCAAAUAAAUCAGCUGUUCUACAGUUGUAAGCCUGGCAUUGUAAUUCAACCUCCAAAUCACUGACUGUCUUUGGAAUUUAAUCUUAUUAAGCAGCUGAAAUGUACUUUCUGUAACCUCUGCUGUUGAUUGUAGAUGUCCCUGGCGGAUGAGCUCCUGGCGGACCUGGAGGAGGCCGGAGAUGAGGGGGAGGAUGGGUUGUAUCCAGAGGGAGAGGAGGGGGAGAGUGAUGGAGAGAUGACACAAGGAAGGACAGAGGGAGGGCUUGAAGACAUCCCAGAGGAGAUGGAAGUGGAUUACAGUAAGGCUGAGAAUGUUGGGUCAAUUGCCAAACUUCGCAACAGUAAACAGGUGAGUUUUUCCCCACAACUCUGUGUGAUAUUUAUACUUAUGUGCCUGUUUUGGUUGUUCCCACUUAAUCUUGACAUCUGUCUGAAGUUUUCAGAGAUUAUGGAUAAAAUUUCGGGGUAUGUUGGGAAGCAGCGCAAAAACUCAGAGGGUGAGUGGCACAUUUCCGUGUUUUUGUUUUUUUUAAUUUGGGGUUUUGAUAACUCUUCAUUUAUUUCAAAUGAAAACCAGAGCUUGAUGACCAUGUCUAUUUGUUUUGUCUUUUGUCUUUCUUUAGUCUCGGGGCCGGUUGAGGCUGACCCAGAAUAUAGACUGAUUGUAGCGGCCAAUAACCUCACAGUUGAGAUCGACAAUGAGCUCAGUGAGUCCUCCCCUGACCAUUUGUGAAUGAAAACAUCAAAAUGUUGCUCUUCUCUCUAUAACCUGUGCCUUUUUGACUUUGUUUCAGACAUCAUUCAUAAGUUUACUCGGGACAAGUACUCCAAGAGGUUCCCGGAGCUUGAGUCUCUGGUGCCCGAUUCUCUAGAUUACAUACGAACAGUCAAGGUAAGAUGGUUUGAAAUGUUUGAAAGCCAAAAUGAGAGUAAGGAAUCCAGAGUCACAACUUUAGCUACAAUACUGACCAAUGAGUUCAUAUACAUUUAAAACAAAUCUCUAUAGAGUAUCAUGAAUAUCUAGUUUGCUUUUUCCAUUUUAUUGAAUUUUUGGGGUUUUAGCAUCAUAUUUUCCUCUUGGGAUUUUUGUUCAGGAAUUAGGAAACAACCUGGAAAAGUGCAAGAACAACGAAACUCUGCAGCAGAUCCUCACUAAUGCCACCAUCAUGGUCGUCAGUGUCACGGCCUCCACCACACAGGGGUGAGUUCACCGACCUGUUUGGUCAAUUGAUUUAAUUCACUCCCAUCCACAAGCACAUCAUCCUCACUGCCACUGCUGAGAGCAACAGCACCAUUUAACAGCUGAUCAAUACCCUGACUGUGUUUGUGUUCGAAUGGUCUUAGUUCACAGCUGAGUGAGGAGGAACUGAAGCAGCUGGAGGAUGCAUGUGACAUGGCUCUGGAGCUGAACCAGUCCAAACACAGAAUAUAUGAAUAUGUAGAGUCCAGAAUGUCCUUCAUCGCCCCAAAUCUGUCCAUCAUUGUUGGAGCAUCGACAGCAGCCAAGAUCAUGGGUAUGAGAUCAAAAAGGAUAGAAUUAGAUUAUUAGAAUGCUGUAAGAUAUUUCUCAGCUCAGCCAAACAGAUAAUGUUAUCAUUUGUUUUCCUCUCUGACUGCAGGUAUCGCUGGCGGCCUCACUAACCUCUCCAAGAUGCCUGCUUGUAACCUGAUGCUGCUGGGAGCUCAGAGGAGAACUCUGUCCGGCUUCAGCAGCACGUCCCUGCUGCCCCACACCGGCUUCAUCUAUCACUGUGAUGUCGUGCAGUCGCUCCCACCUGUCAGUAAACUUUUUAUUUACAUAAACAUAGUCUAUGUCCCUGAGUGUAAUUCAACUGGAGGACCUUGUUGCUGACAACACCCGUCAUCUCUUUGUCUUCAGGACCUCAGGAGGAAAGCAGCUCGCCUGGUGGCUGCAAAAUGCACUCUGGCGUCUCGGGUGGACAGUUUUCAUGAGAGCCCAGAUGGCAAGGUUGAGAUCCAGGAUCCACAGAUUAUUAAUGAGUUUUUUGGCAAGAUGUUUAAUAUAAGUCCUGUAAAACCAGUUUAAUUUCUGGGCCUCAUUCUCAUUUAUGGAGGAGCAGAGAAACUUUACAGCAGUACAAAGUCAAGCACCAAUUCAAAACUACUGCAUCUGCCAUUUUAGUUUGUUGAAAUUGAAACUCAGAUUAAGUUUAACGUUUAACCUUUCAGUAACUUGAAAGAAAUGUUGAAUUACAAUCUGAUUUAACUGACAUUUACCACAAUAUGCUGUUUUAUUUUUCAGGUUGGCUAUGAUCUCAAAGAGGAAAUAGAGAGGAAGUUUGAUAAAUGGCAGGAACCUCCACCUGUAAAGCAGGUCAAACCCCUGCCGGCCCCGCUGGACGGACAGCGGAAGAAAAGAGGGGGAAGAAGGUAUGGGACUUCUCGGCUUCUUUACAGAUUUACAUGUAAUCAGGAAAAAUUAAGAAGAUUCUUGAACUACAGGAACAGUUUUAUCUUUAAGGAGUGUUAAAGCAAGACAAAGCUGUAAACUACACUGCAUGUUUGAGAACGACGAGAAGCUUACAUAAUGUGUACUGCCAAGUUUAGAAUACAGCAUCAUGUCUAAAUAUAUAUUCAGUGUAACCGCUCUGCUGCUCCUGUCUCUGUUCCUAAAGGUACCGAAAGAUGAAGGAGCGUCUCGGGCUGACUGAAAUCCGGAAACAUGCCAACAGGAUGACCUUUGCAGAGGUCAGAUAUUUUGGUCCAUGUCUAUAUGCUUCCUUUUCUCAUCUUUUGUUUGCUCACCUGUGCUUCCAGCAGGUUUAAACUCGGUUCAACCCAAAGUUAUUUAUUUUAACUGCAGUAUAAUGCUUGGUUCUGGUUCUGUAAACCACGUGGCCUGCAAGUGAGGAAUGAGACAAAAGGGGUUUAAAUGACAUACGCUGAAAAAAACAACACUGAUGAUCAGAUUGGAUGUUCUUCCCUCCCAAAGCGUCUUGAUACGAACACACAGAUUAAAGUGUAGAUCAUGUCGCUCACCUCAGGUUUAAACUGUGACUCUGGUGAGAAUGACGGUGGCUGACAGUAGCCAUGGUACUCCAACCGUAAAACAGAUGUGGCAACUAUGGGACAGUGUUGUGUUGUAUUUCAGCUGAGGCAGACUCACUCUUAUUGUUUACAGCUAAGCCAUUUCGGUAACACUUGCUCCUGAAAGUGACGGGAAUAGAAAAAGAAACUGAUGACUGGUAGAAGUGUCUAUAUUAUUUGUUAGUGAGAGAAAUCCCUCAGUUUAAGAGUCUGAUGCAAAGCUCCAAGACAGAGAAGUCAUGACUGAGCGAGAGUUUGAGUCGCUCUCUCCAUUUUCAUGACAAGCAUUUUAUUGAAGUGAAAGAAGCCCAGGCAGUGCAGCUCUCAGCUAAAUGCCUGCUGUCUUUUGUUGCAGAUCGAAGACGAUGCAUAUCAGGAGGACCUGGGCUUCAGCCUGGGUCAGCUGGGGAAGAGCGGCAGCGGGCGUGUCAGGCAGGCUCAGGUCAACGAGGCCACCAAGGCCAGAAUCUCCAAAUCUCUCCAGGUAAACUCAUUCAGCUUAUCUGCCCUAUGAUCACUGCGCAGCUGGAUUCUUUCCAGCCUCUUAAGUCUCUAAUUAUUUUCAUCCUCAACAGAGAACGCUGCAGAAGCAGAGCAUGACAUACGGAGGCAAGUCCACCGUCAGAGACCGCUCCUCAGGAACAAGCUCCAGCGUGGCGUUCACUCCUCUGCAGGUAAAUAAAAGUCCCCUCUGUCUGAAAUCUUCUCCUCCGCUGUGUGAAGAUGUAUUCCAGUUAAAACAUGAUUCUCUCUUAAUCUCCAGGGCCUGGAGAUCGUGAACCCGCAGGCUGCCGAGAAAAAGGUGGCUGAAGCCAACCAGAAAUAUUUCUCCAACAUGGCCGAGUUUCUCAAAGUCAAGAAGGAUGCUAAGAUGUGAACACAUGCGCACACACACACACUUGGCUCACUGUACAUACAAAGUUGCUGCAGAGUGUUGGUUAAAUUCAUCUAGAAUAUUUGUUUUUUAUUUUGUUUUACUGCUUGAUCUUUUUUUGCCAUCUGAAUAAAAUAUGUACAAGUUUUAACUGCA
Xyrichtys novacula (pearly razorfish) is the source of this 5645-nucleotide messenger RNA. The record is from the annotation of a GenBank genome assembly. Lineage: Eukaryota; Metazoa; Chordata; Actinopteri; Labriformes; Labridae.